AGUAGUCACAACAAGUGUAAUAUCUAUUCUAUAUAUAUGUGGAUGCGGUUUGUUCACGGUGCAUUUUAAUUGAAGAAUGUCGAUUUACAUCAAUUGCCGUUUAUAUAUAUUGAUACUGGUAUCCACUUGAUUCGCGCAGCAACGAGUGAGCUGCGUCGCCUUCGAUAAAUUGAUAUUAUGGUCGUGGAGAUGUGUGUGACAACACCAAUUUAAAUGUGAUAUCACGACUAUAAUGCGUCUACGCAAAGAAUUUACGCUGUUAAGAUAUCGCCGUUUAUUAAGAUUUUGGUAAAAACGAAUUUUUUCACUCGAAGGGAAAAUGAGUGAGAGGAAAUUCACACGAGCUUUAGGGAAACCCGGGAUGGCUGCGCAGCUGCGGGAAACGGUUUCCCAGGUUGUUCGUGAAAGUGCUGUUCAGAGCAAACUGCAUUUAGUCGAUCCUAUUGACUUUGAAAGUUUUGUAACAGAAAAUAAAACACUAUUGCACAACGACAGUCAAAGAGAACUAUUAUUGUAUCCUAUAGAUGAUGUGAAGAAUGCUAAACAACCUAGAGAAUAUCGCACAACUAUCUGUACUGCUCCAACGAAAAGUCAAUUGGAAGAUGCAAAUCUAUUCACUAAAGAAUGUAUAAAGAGUUAUUUUUCUGACUGGAAUUUAAUCCAUUACAAGUACUCUGCUUACAGUGGGUCAUACCUAGAUCUACCUUAUAAUAGCAGAAAAAUACUGAAAGAUGAAUCCAAGGAUGAAGUGUAUGAAAUUGAUGUGGAAGUUGAUCAAGUUGAUGAGGAUAUUAAUCAUAAAAAUGGCAUUACAAAAGAAGGAUAUUUGAUGAAAGGGCCUGAAGUUGGAGUUAGUGAUCGUAUUAUGUUUUCAAACAUUGGCUCAAAAUCAUUUAAAAAACGUUUUUGUCAUCUGAGACAGCAAGUUGAUGGAACUUAUAUUCUGGAAUUUUGCAAAGAUGAGAAAAAAUCAGAUGUUAAAAUUGCUAACUUAGAUUUUUGUACAGAAAUUGUAAGAAAUCAGAAGCGUGGAAAGUAUUGUUUUGAAUUAAAGAUGAAUGGUCCUCAUAAGUCAUAUGUAUUGGGUGCUGAAAACGAAGAAGAACUGCAAGAUUGGAUUACGAAGUUAAAUACUGUUAUACAACAUUACAAGCAACAAGAAGAGACACAAGCAGCAUUACUAGAAAAAACUAACGAUAAUAUAUCUACUUUGCCACAGGCUAAUUAUAAUUAUGGCACUUUGAAAGGACUAGAGCAAAGUAUGAAUCCACAAUUAAUAAAAUAUUCUCAAGAAACAGAUACCAGUAUUUCAUUAGCAAGAAGGAAAAAUCGUAAACUUAUUUUUCAGAUGUAUUUACAUACACAGCACGGUAAUAAAAGCUCAUUAUUACAAGAUAAUGAUAUUAAGCCAUACAAAGAACAAUUCAAUCAAAGAAUAUUAAUAAAGUGUGAAAGUAUCAAGUUUAAACUACUAGCACACAUUGAUGAAAAAGAAUCUCUAUGCCAAGUAGAACCUUACUUUGCAACAUUAAGUAUUUUCGAUGCAAGAAAUCACAGAAAAUUAAGUGAAAAUUUUUAUUUUGACAUCAAUCAUGAAUCUUUGAAUACUAUUAUACAAAAUAAAAAACAUGAGGAAAAUUCAUCAGAUGAUUAUUCAGAAUUUCCCGAUGAAUUAAAAAACAUUCCAAUAUCUUGGCUUAACAGUGCUAAACAAGCUAUAUUUAAUGUAAGCAAUCCACAUCCAGAUAUAUUUCUUGUGGUAAGGAUUGAUAAGAUUCUGCAAGGAAGUAUUAAUCAAACAUGCGAACCUUAUGUACGAGCUACAAAAGAUCCUUCCUUAGGAAUAAAAAUACGUAAACAAGUUCAAGCUUAUUCGCAAAGAGUGGGAAAUUACAAGAUGCCUUUUGCUUGGUCAACUAGACCAUUAUUUAGACUAUAUAGUAAUGAGUUAGAUACUACAUCAGAUUUCUCAGUUAUUUAUCGUCAGGAAGGAAGCAAAAUAAAAGACGAGGAAUUGUUAAAGUUGCUUUCAGAAUAUAGAAAGCCUGAUAAAUUGAACAAACUUACUGUAAUACCAGGAACAAUAAAAAUAAACAUUGAAGCAAUUAUACAAAACCCUGAAAAUUCUUUAACAACAACUUUAGUACCCGUGAAACCGUUUCCAAAACCAACAACGUCUGAUUUAACGCUAGAAAUAGCUGAAUUUGAAAGUUCAUCUGAAAAGGAUGUUCACCCAUUUACCAGUUACAUAAAUCACCUCUUUGUAUACCCCCAGAGUCUCAUGUUUGAUACCCAAAAGCUGUUCAAUAGGGCAAGAAACAUUGCAUGUUGUAUUGAAAUUAGGGACAAUGAUAUUCAGGAAACACAGUCAUUAAAAUAUAUUUAUGGUCGUCCUGGGGCUUCUUCUUUUGUGUCGAAAAUUUGUUGUUCUGUUUUACAUCAUAAUACAACUCCAUCAUGGUAUGAAGAAGUAAAAAUAAAAUUACCAUUGAAACUUCAUACCAAGCAUCACCUCCUCUUCACUUUUUACCAUAUAAGCUGUAACUUGAACAAGAAAAAAGAGAAUGGUGUUGAAAACUGUCUUGGCUUUGCUUGGUUGCCUUUAUUGUCGAAGGGCAGGCUCACUUUGAUCGAAGAAAGUAAAAGAGUUUUACCGAUAGCUACCAAUUUACCAGACGGCUACUUGUCAGUUCAACCUCUUGGUCUAGGAAAAGGCAACGCCGGACCUGAUAUAAUAUGGAUAGACUCUCAGAAGCCAAUUUUCACUGUUACUAUUCAAAUCCAUUCUACAGUUUUCACAAAAGAUCUGCAUUUACAUAAUCUCUUUGCACAUGCUGAGAAAAUCAUGGAUUCAAUACCGAUUUCUGUGCCUUCUGACUCGGAAAGCUGCAAGAUAUUGAAAUCGGCGCAUGCUAUACAAUUAUCAACAGCAAUAUCAUUUUUACCAACUAUUUUCAAUCAAUUACUCACUUUACUCACAUGCAAUUUAACAGAUGAAGUAGGUCAGUGCGCCGUUAGAUUAUUAAUUCAUCUUGUUAAUUUUAUUCAUGAAGCUGGGCGUCAAGAAAUUUUACUCGCUUACGUUAAGUAUGUUUUCCUGUCGCCGACAAACAAGUCAAAUAAUACUUUAACUGUUCACGAACAGCUUGUCAAGUUCUUGCCGACAUUAUUUUUACCAAAUAAUAUGGAUCUAGUUUUAUUGCAUAAGUUUAUGGUUCAUUCGAGCUUAUUUUUUGAUAUUAUUGUUAAGAGUAUGGCGCAGUAUCUUCUAUUUUCAGGAAGAAUAAAAAUGCAUCGAAGUGAACGAUUCUCAAAACAAUAUCAGGAGAAAGUUGAGCUAUUUGUUCAAGUAACAUCAUCACAUUUGGCGAAUAAAUGCAAGGAAGUACCACAUGAAUCUCAUGCGCUUAACAAAAGCUUAGCACAAUUUUUAAAACGCUGUCUUACUUUUAUGGAUCGCGGUUUGACUUUCAAGCUCAUCAGUGCUUGCAUUGAUAAGUUUGCUGCCGGAAGUUCUCGUCUUAUCAGUGAUUUGAAAUUUAAUUUUCUUCAGAUCAUAUGUACUCAUGAACAUUUUAUUUCUUUCAAUUUACCAAUGACAAAGUUGAUGAGUCCAACCAGAUCAGAACCAGUAAACGACGAUUAUUACUUAUCGGAAAACUUCUGCAAAUAUCAUUUUCUAGUCGGGCUGCUUUUGCAGCAAGUUAAAGUUUCGUUGGAUGAAACUGUACCGUUACGUAAAGUCGCAGUUUCUAUUUUGAGAGAUUUAUUGGCUAAACACGAGCUGGAUGACAGAUAUCAAAUCAAUGGACGAAUGAGCAGAAUAGCAUCGUUAUACAUACCAUGGAUAAGCAUUUUAUUAGAAAAUUUUGAUCGUUUAGAGUCUGUAAGUAACAUGUUUGAAAAUGAAAUACAAGAUUUGACCGAUGCAAUUUCUUUACGAACUCGCGGAUCGAUCUACAUGGGAUAUCAAGACAUUAACUCAAAAUCUAAUAGUAGAUUAAGCGGUGUAAACAAUAUUUCCGCUUUAUCUAGUACUCCAAUAAAAUUAUCGCAUAGCAGGGGUUUGGUUCCAAGUGAAAUAGAAUCAUCUCCAAUAAGAAAUUCCACCAGUAUUCGAGAUUCUACCUACUUAGCCGCUAUUGCCGGCCAUGGUAUGGUCGAUAGUCAUUCUUGCAGUAUUGAGUCUGAUCUAUCCAAUACAUCGACAGUAACUCAAAUAAAUAAUAUGCGUGGAAAUAACAUGGGAAAUGGCGAUUUGGUGAUACUUAAUGAUGAGAUGAAAGAGCACAAAGAACAUUCGCGAUCUGUGAACCUUUCCCGAGCAUCUACUACUUCGCCGAGAUGUGACAAAUUCCAAUCUUCGGAAGUUCAAGAUCUACUGAUAUGCUUCAUGUUCGUAGUGAAACAUCUGGACGACAAACAGAUAAUUUCAUACUGGCAACAGUGUACAGACAUUGAGAUUCAGAAAUUUUUAUCGAUAAUAGAAUUGAGCUUACAUCAUUUCAAGUAUCAAGGUAGACGACAAUCAUCAGCCAAUAUUGUACAAGAGAUAGGCAAACCAAAAACUACAAAAUCCAUGACAUUGCCCGCAAGAAUGUUUCCACCUGACUUUUCGAACGAUAAUUCGCCUGCCACUGGAACAUUGCAACCUCAAAAUACGACUGCUAUUAGAGAAAAUUUGUUGGAACAUGACAGUGAAAAGCAUUAUUAUAAAACGCAAGCUAAUUUGUCUGUAGAAAUUGGUCUUAUUGUACUCGAUUGUUUAGGAUUGUUUUGUUUGAAUUUUAAGGAUUUAUUAGUAGAGGCCAAUAGCAGUAAUCCUAUUACGCAUCAGAUAAUUAAUAUAUAUUUGACAUUUCUUCGACUUGGUCAGUCAGAAAAUUUAUAUCAUCAUGUUUUCGCUGCUUUACGAGCUUUCUUGAAUAAUUAUUCUAUAACGUUGUUCCAAGGCAAUGGAAAACUAUGCGGACGAUUGUGUUAUGAAUUAUUGAGAUGCUGCAACAGUAAACUUAGUUCGAUCAGACAAGAAUCAUGCGCCUUGCUUUACCUACUCAUGCGUAGUAAUUUUGAAUUUACUAGUAGAAAAGGAUUGACAAGAGUACAUCUUCAAGUGAUGAUUUCGGUAUCACAAAUGUUAGGAAAUAUUGUUGGAUUGAAUAAUUUAAGAUUCCAAGAGUCUUUAUCGUUGAUUAAUAGUUAUGCUUGUUCGGAUAAAGUUAUGAAAGGGACGAGCUUUCCUUUGGAAGUUCAAGAUUUAAAUAAAAGAAUUAGAACAGUUUUGAUGGCUACAGCACAAAUGAAAGAGCAUAAUAAUGAUCCAGAAAUGUUGCUUGAUCUUAAACACAGUUUAGCCAAUUCCUAUGCUAGCACCCCGGAGUUGAGACACACAUGGUUAGAGACUAUGGCUCGUAAUCACAUGCGAGAUGGAAACUAUUCUGAAGCUGCCUGCUGUCAAUUACAUAUUGCCGCUUUGAUGGCCGAAUACUUGAAAUUGAAUAAGCUGAACGAUUGGGGCGCAGAAGCUUUUGAAAAGAUUUCCAAAAAUAUUCCGAGAGAUGAAAAAGGAUUGAAACUCGACGCUGGCGUGCAGGAUGUUCAUUACAACGAUCACGUUCUGUUAGAACAACUAGAAUCUUGCGCUGAGCUUCUGGAUAAAGCUGAAAGAUUUGAAUUACUUGGGCAUUUAUACCGUUUGAUAAUACCAAUCUAUGAAAAGAAGAGGAAUUAUCAAGCGCUUGCUAACUGUUACUCGCAUUUAACGCAAGCUUAUAACAAAGUGGUUCAAGUCAAUAAAAAUGGGAAAAGAUUGCUUGGUCGUUAUUACAAAGUAGCAUUCUUCGGCUCGGGAUAUUUUGAGCAAGAGCACGGUAUUGAAUAUAUUUAUAAAGAGCCAAAAUUGACAACGCUACCGGAAAUAUCCGAACGCCUGCGAAAUUUAUACGCUAAAAAAUUUGGAGCUGAGAAUGUAAAAAUCAUGAUGGACUCGACAUUCAUUCAGAUGUCGGAUUUGGAUCCUAAAAUCGCCUACAUUCAAGUUACAUACGUUGUGCCAUAUUUCGACGACGUCGAACUUGAAAAUCGUUUGACCGAUUUCGAGCGUAAUCAUGACAUAUCGUGUUUCAUGUUUGAAACUCCAUUCACACAGGAUGGAAAUAGAACAACAGGCAAACCCGAAGAUCAGUGGAAACGACGAACUAUUGUCACAACUGAAUAUUCGUUUCCGUAUGCCAAAAAACGUAUUCAAGUAAUUCAUAAAAAGAUAAUAGAAUUAAGUCCAAUACAAGUAGCUUUAGACGAGAUGAGACAAAGAGUACAAGAAUUACAAGACGUUGCCAUAACUAGUGGUACGUGCGAUGCUAAAAAGCUACAAUUAAAACUUCAAGGCAGUAUUUGCGUAACCGUAAACGCAGGUCCUCUGGCUUAUGCUAAUGCCUUUUUGAAUCCUCCUAGUUCUGCACAGUAUCCCGAUGAUUUAGUUCAAGAACUGAAAGAUGUUUUCAAAGAAUUCGUAAAAAUUUGUUACACAGCUCUUCAAAUCAACAGCAAAUUAAUUAGCUGUGACCAACACGAAUAUCAAGAAGCAUUACGUGAGAAUUUUCAAAAGUUUUGUCAGAACCUAUCGUCUAUUUUGGGUGAACCAGUGUGGCCUAACGAGAAUAUUAUAAGCUUUAAACGCAACAGUGCCGCUCUAUUCAAUGCCAUAAGCGGUACAACAAGUAGUCACUCGAGUACAGCAUAAUGUCAAGACUGAUU
Phymastichus coffea is the source of this 6756-nucleotide messenger RNA. It is a transcript of the gene Ziz, whose product is annotated as dedicator of cytokinesis protein 9. The transcript has 26 exons. The record is from RefSeq and is a predicted model, not a curated record. NCBI's taxonomy places the organism in Eukaryota, Metazoa, Arthropoda, Insecta, Hymenoptera, Eulophidae. The coding region runs from base 320 to 6742 and encodes 2140 amino acids. Gene Ontology annotation, biological process: positive regulation of GTPase activity; small GTPase-mediated signal transduction. Gene Ontology annotation, molecular function: guanyl-nucleotide exchange factor activity.